Molecule: messenger RNA, 1304 nt
Organism: Naegleria gruberi
Lineage: Eukaryota; Heterolobosea; Eutetramitea; Acrasida; Naegleriidae
Product: aminoglycoside phosphotransferase
Exons: 1
Coding region: 1-1248 (415 amino acids)
Source: RefSeq, a predicted model, not a curated record
AUGUCUUGUAUUGAUAUCAGAGGAGUUGCUAGUUCUCAUCCAACUAAAGAUCAUUUAGCACCAAGACCAGGUGAUGAUGUUGUUUCUUCCGAGUGGAUGGAAUUCAUCCUCAAGGAUAAACAAGUCAUUCCUCAAGAAGGUGUAAAGGUUUCCAAUGUUGUUGUGGAAGAAUUGGGUGAAAAUAGAGGAUUCAAUGGUGUGAUGAGAAGACUUGUCGUUUCUUAUGAAGGAAAUAAUGCUACUGAAACUCUUCCAACCACUUUCAUUCUCAAGAGAAGUGAUGCCAGUGAACAAGGUAGACAAACUGUUCUCUCAUGGAAGCCACACAGAGAGGCUCUCUUUUAUGCAAGUGACUUGUUAGAAAAGGUUGUUGCUGGACCAGCUCCUCAUGUCUUGUAUGCCUAUGGAAACGGUCAAGUUGGUGAAUAUGUCAUCUUGAUGAAAGAUUUGAAGAAACCUCAAACUGUUGGUUUGAACAUUGUUUUUGGAAAUCAAAUUUGGGGUGUUGGUAAAUAUGACUUUGAAUUACCACAACCUUUGGACAUGUUGAAGGAAAUGUACCUCAAUAUUGCCAAGAUUCAUGCUUCCAAUUGGAAUAAUCGUUCCUUGUUGCAAUAUGAAUUCUUGAAGGCUGCCAAAUUCUACAAUCAACAAGAUAGAGAAUUGUGGGAAGAAGGUAUGGCCAAAACAAGAAAGGGAUGGGAAACUGCCAAGAAGAGAAGUAGUGAGAGCACUGUUUUCAAGCUAUCUGAAAAGUUGCUUAAUGUAAUUGAAAAAUCAAUGGAAAAGGCUUCUUGGGAAUCUUUCCAAGAAUCAAUUAAUGCUGAACCAUUUGCAUUGUGUCAUGGAGAUUUCCAUGGUAGUAAUUUCCUUAUUGAUGUUGCUACAAAGAAGAUUGACGCAUUGGAUUGGACUGAAGUUGGUCUCUGCACUCCAACCACUGAUUUGGUUCAAACUUUGAUUUCUGAUAUCAAGCCAGAAUUGUUCGUUCAACAUUCAAAGGAAUUGGUUAGAUUGUACUGGGAAGAAUUGGUUAAGAAUGGAGUUUCUGAAACUGAAUAUCCAUUCGAAAAGUGUUGGACUUCAUUCUGUAAGGAUGGUGUUGAACGUUGGAUUUGGUUGUUGACAAUUUGUUGUGAAAUGACUCAAGUUCCUGAUGUUCUCCUCAAUUACUUCAACGACCAAAUCUUGGCCUUCAUUGAAGCACAUGGUGAUCUUGAAUAUUAUGUCAUGAAAACUGUUGUUUAAUAGAUUUGUGUUUAUAAUAGGUCUAUAAAUCUAUAAAAACAAAAUAUUUACAAAUU